AUGAGAACAAUAGGUGAGAAUACCGCAUCAGCCUGUUACAAGGGGCCCAUUAAUCCCGAAAGGAAGUUGAUAAUUCUACCCAGUAAAACUGAAUGUAAACAUCAGACAUUUCCACAGACUCCGUUCACGCAUGCAUUGGACACUACACCUGCUGUGUCAACAAACGAAUUCGACAGCCCAUUA
Messenger RNA from Dicrocoelium dendriticum, 183 nucleotides. Lineage: Eukaryota; Metazoa; Platyhelminthes; Trematoda; Plagiorchiida; Dicrocoeliidae. The record is from the annotation of a GenBank genome assembly.